UCCUCGGAUCUGCGCGAGUAUCGCCGCGGCGUUUAUGCGUGUGUGCGAGCGAAAGGAGAAACGAGAGUGGAUGAGUGUGUCGCACGCUGUCUCUGCCCUCAGUCGAAGAUGGCGGUGUCCGUGUUCCCCGGCGUGCGGCUCCUCUCGAUCGGAGACGCGAACGGAGAGAUACAGAGACAUUCGGAGCAGCAGCCCCUACGGCUGGAGGUGAAGACCACGCAAGACGCGGCCCUGAUCAGCCUCACCAACACAGAGGAGAUAUGUGUGUUCAAGUGCUCCAUAUCCCGGGACACAGAGUGCAGCCGCGUGGGGAAGCAGUCCUUCAUCAUCACCCUGGGCUGCAACAGCGUCCUGCUGCAGUUCUCCUCUCCCACAGAUUUCACCUCUUUCUACAAUAUCCUGAAGAACUGCCGGGGGCACAGCACGGAGCAGUCGGCGUUCAGCGAGAGAACGGAGGAGUCGUCCGCCGUGCAGUAUUUCCAGUUCUAUGGCUACCUCUCCCAGCAGCAGAACAUGAUGCAGGACUACGUUCGGACAGGAACCUAUCAGCGGGCGAUUCUUCAGAACCACACUGACUUCAAGGACAAGGUGGUGUUGGACGUAGGAUGUGGCUCUGGGAUACUCUCGUUCUUUGCUGCUCAGGCCGGAGCUAGGAAAGUUUACGCUGUGGAGGCCAGCACCAUGGCCCAGCAUGCCGAGGUGUUGGUGAACAGUAACGGGCUGACGGACCGGGUGGUGGUCAUCCCGGGGAAGGUGGAGGAGGUGUCUCUACCUGAGCAGGUGGACAUCAUCAUCUCAGAGCCCAUGGGCUACAUGCUGUUCAACGAGCGCAUGCUGGAGAGCUACCUGCACGCCAAGAAGUUCCUGAAGCCCCACGGAAACCUGUUCCCCACCAUAGGAGAUGUCCACUUGGCCCCCUUCACAGACGAGCAGCUGUACAUGGAACAGUUCACCAAGGCCAACUUCUGGUAUCAGCCCUCCUUCCACGGGGUGGAUCUCUCCGCUCUGCGCGGUGCUGCAGUGGACGAGUACUUCCGUCAGCCCAUUGUGGACACCUUUGAUAUCCGGAUCCUAAUGGCCAAGUCUGUGAAACACACAGUCAACUUCCUGGAGGCCAAAGAAGAGGAUUUGUACAGGAUAGAGAUCCCAUUCAAGUUCCACAUGAUCCACUCCGGACUGGUGCAUGGCCUGGCCUUCUGGUUUGAUGUGGCCUUCAUCGGCUCAGUGAUGACUGUGUGGCUGUCCACGGCCCCGACAGAGCCCCUCACCCACUGGUACCAGGUGCGCUGCCUGCUGCAGUCCCCUCUCUUCACCAAGGCAGGGGACACGCUGUCCGGCACCGCCCUGCUCAUCGCCAACAAGAGGCAGAGCUACGACAUCAGUAUCGUGGCCCAAGUUGACCAGACAGGCUCCAAGUCCACCAAUCUUCUGGAUCUGAAGAACCCCUUUUUCAGGUACACGGGCACCUCCCCUGCACCUCCCCCUGGCUCACACUACACCUCCCCCUCAGAGUCCAUGUGGAACACGGGGGGGGCUUACAACAUGAACCAGGGCAUGGCUGUGUCAGGGAUGCCUGCAGCCUAUGACCUCAGCACAGUCAUCGGCAGCAGCUCCUCAGCGUCCCACAACAACCUCAUCCCCCUCGUGAACACAGGGAUCGUGAACCACACUCCCUCCAGAAUUGGCUCCAUCAUGAGUACGGGAAUAGUCCAGGGAGCUACGACCGGCCAAUCAGGACAGAGCAGCAGUAGCACCCACUAUCCCGUAAACAGCCAGUUCACAAUGGGGGGGCCCGCCAUCUCUAUGGCGUCUCCCAUGGCCGUCCCCAGCCACACCAUGCACUAUGGGAGUUAAGACCCUUUGACCCUGCAGGUUGCAGCUCCCAGCUGACCCCAGCCAAAACAAGCAAACCAAAACCAGAACUGCUGUUUCUGCCCAACGCCUUCCUGUGCUCCUGUCUCUCUCUCUCUCUCUCUGCCUCACUGCUUUUCCUCUCUUACCUCACCUGUCCACACACCCACCCACGCCUCUUGCAACUUUGCUGUGUCACUCUCGCGACGGCCACUAGGUGGCGCCGCUUCUCUGUCAGUGAGUUGAAGGGCACAAACUCAGACUUUGGCUUAUGGGCGUGUGCUCUUUUUGACCGGCCUGUUUCAGCUAUGUAGUUUUUAAUGCUUUACACACACACACACACACACACACGUGCACGCACACACAUAUACUAGAUGCACCAAAAUGAACUUGACGCGCUGCACAGCUGGACAGAAGGAAGUGUUGGCUCCUGUUGUUGGAAUAUGACCCCCAUGCCUUUGCUGCUGCUCCUCCAGCCCAUCCUUUGUCCCCAGGCCUGGUCUUGUUGCUCCAGAUGUUUCUCCAAGGCUUUCAGCAGCUUCAGACUCUUCCACCACUGCCUCCGGGGGGUGCAUAUCAAAGCAUAUCAUCGUCCUUUUUUUCCAUAUCUGGAUUUACGACUCGAAAGACUCGAGCAGCAAGGACAUUAGUACAGUGCCGCAGUCUUUUAACAGUUUGCAGUUUUGUUUGUUUUGUCAUGCCAAGUUUAGAGUUAAAAGCUGCCAGUAGUAUCCUGAGUUUUGAAGAUGCAUCUCGCCAGCAUGUUUGUCAUUUUAGUAUGCACAGGUGUGACUGAGCUGGUGCUCGCUGGACAGUAUCUCUGAACUGUGUUUGAACAUCUAUGCCGUCCCCUACCCACCCCCCACCACCACCACCACCACCACCACCACAGGAACUGACUGACUGACAGACGGAACAGUCAGCCAGUGGGCUCUGAUGAUGUCAUAGAGAAGUGGGGCUCUAGCCAAUCAGGAUUUGCGGCAUGCCGUGCUCUCUGCGAGGUGGGCGGAGACCCCAUGCUGCGGCUCGGACAGUGAGAACUCACGGACACUACUGUGGAUUGGGAGCAGGAGAGACCUUUGGAUCGGCAGUAUCGUUGUUUACAUCCCCUACCCGCCUUGCCUGUUUACGUGCGUUUGAGAUUGUGAGACUGGUGUGUUGACCCCGGGCGGGGGGAGAGGGGCAGUAAGAUCACAUCGUCCCCCUCCCCUCACCAGCCUAGAGUCCAGAGAUCUGCCCCUGCUCUUCCCUCCCAAAACGGGCAGUGUUAUUGCGCCCAGUUAUGGACAGACUCUGAAACAGACCUAUGCGUUGCUUCCAGUCACACAUUUGGACUCAAUACUCAUUUUGAUCAAGCAACUUUUAAAAGAAAAAAAAAUGUCUCAGUUAGUUUGUAGAAGUAAAAUUUUGUCUUU
Megalops cyprinoides (Indo-Pacific tarpon) is the source of this 3266-nucleotide messenger RNA. RefSeq names its product coactivator-associated arginine methyltransferase 1 (gene carm1). The transcript has 16 exons. Gene Ontology annotation, biological process: peptidyl-arginine methylation. The record is from RefSeq and is a predicted model, not a curated record. The coding region runs from base 109 to 1854 and encodes 581 amino acids. NCBI's taxonomy places the organism in Eukaryota, Metazoa, Chordata, Actinopteri, Elopiformes, Megalopidae. Gene Ontology annotation, molecular function: protein-arginine N-methyltransferase activity.